Molecule: messenger RNA, 2127 nt
Organism: Symbiodinium sp. CCMP2456
Lineage: Eukaryota; Dinophyceae; Suessiales; Symbiodiniaceae
Source: the annotation of a GenBank genome assembly
AUGGUCGAAGACGCGAUAGUUAAGGACACUUUGGCGUCCGCAGUAAAUGCGCCGGAUAGCUGGACCAUGCCUCUGACAGUGACCCCCAAAGGUGGGAUGUAUCCUGUACCUUUCGUGCUAGGCUUGGAUGUAUACAGCUACAAAUACGGCAAGCACAUGGCUUCCCGUGCAGAGGCCCGUGCACAAACGAGCGUCCGAGAACGAAGCGGCGGCGGAGGGAGUGCUGCAAACAGACCGACGAGACCAGCAAGCGCGACACCUGCCAAGUUGGUGCAGGCGGGUGUUCAUGGGAGCACGACCUUUCUUUGGAACGGCGAUGGAGCUCAUUCGGCAGACUCUGGUGCGUCCCAAGUUCGGAAAAAGCGACAGAAACGCACUGAUGACCUGCUUCAUGAGUUGGUUAUGACCUUCGGAGACCCGAUCGAUGUUGUCUACGAGUGGUUUGAGAUCUUUGCUUUUUAUUCUGAUCCUCCGGAAGCAGUUGCUUUGCCCAAGCUGCCAGAAAGGAGAGAGCAGGAUAUGUUUAUGGACAAAAUCGAGUUGCCGACGUCGCAAAGCCUCUCCUGCCUAACCUCCAGGCAGAACACCAAGCGACCUGUAAGGAGAGGUCGCACACAGUCCUUUUCGGCACCGCGCUUGCGGAGACCCGAGAUGAUCAGUGUGAAGGCGCCCUCCUUCGAGGGCGACAAGAAGUUUGAGGCUCUUCGGAGUGAGCUCUACAAGACACGCUCCUUGCUGAAGGAGGCUGGGCUGGCAGGAAAAGGAGCUGGCCACUUGGACUUGGGCCACCGGUUUAAGGCCCAGGCCCUGAAUGCAGAGUCAUUUGCAAGCUGGAUGGAGAGCUUUACCUUUAUUCUCAACCUUCAGAGGCCCAAAGCCGACAUGCCACAAGGAAAGAAAGAUCAGAGCCGAAGCAGUCGCCACAGUCGUCACAGCCAGCACAGCCGCCACACGAGAGGUGGCCACAGCCCCUCACGUGGACGCUCGGUGACGAGGCCUUCUGGGCCCUCCGACGUGGAGAAUGUCACCAAAAGGCUGCUGGCAAGACUGGACCAGAGGGUCUUGAUUGGUAGCUGGGAGGUCAUCACUAUGGAGGAUCAAAAGGAAUCCAGCAGUGCCGCCAGCAGCGACGAUGACAUGGAGAGAAGGCAGAUGAUCGCGCAAAGCUUGUCUCAAACAGAUGCCAGACAGAUCAUGUUGCGCAGCAGUAGCCUGGCAAUGCUGAACUCGGGCAUGAUCAAGAAGUCACAGUACAAAGCUGCGGACCGUACAAAGCCUGGAUAUGAUGAAGUGGUCAAGACACGUGCUCGAAUUCUCAACAGCAUUUCACCUGCAGAAAUGACGGUCAAGAACUUGACGUCUUUCCUGGCUCUAUUCGGGAUGCAACGCAAGGAAGCGUGUCAGCGUGCUGCCAGAUACUUCCUCUUUGCUGUCCCCUGCAGCUCGCAGACGGGAGCCAGCAAUCAAUCCGAAAUGGAUGAUGACGAUCAGGAAGACGGAGCAUGGCUUCAGGAGAAGCUUCCCUUCGAAGUCUUCUACCGCCUGAUGCGGGCGCUCUCUCAACCGGACUCCGGCUCCGAUGUGGCCACCUCCUACCUCGGCUCCGAGCUCCUCUCGCGGCUCUUGUUCUGCGUCUUGGUGGGCCACGAGGGUGUCCACCACUCAGCCGGCGCCGCGGCGCGCUUCCUGGACGACUCGACAUGCCGGGGCGUCUCCAGCCAAAGCCUCUGUCAGUCCCUGCGCCUCCUUUUGUCGAACGAGCUCCUUCAGUCCGAGUCCAGCUUGGAACAGCAGGUCCUCUCUCUUGCGGAGUUUCUGAGCUUGGCGCUCCAGCGCAGUGAGGCACGUUGGAAGCGUGUCCCAUUCGAAGAGUCCAGUGGCGUGAGCUACAACGGUUUCCUGACUUUCAUGAAGCAGCAGCCAGAUGCCUCCGUGCAUCUCCUCUUCCUCCUCUUACCUCUCGCUCGGAUGGGACCAAAAUUUGCGGCUGAGGAGAUGUACCUGAUUCGCAAGGGGCUAUCCCACCGGGCUGGUGAACUUCGAGCGAAGGCCGCGAAGUUGACUCGCCAGCGGCAGAAGAGGUGGCUUCUUGACCUGUACGCCAACCUCGUCCAACCUUGGAUUGAG